Molecule: messenger RNA, 2150 nt
Organism: Salvelinus sp. IW2-2015
Lineage: Eukaryota; Metazoa; Chordata; Actinopteri; Salmoniformes; Salmonidae
Gene: igsf5b
Product: immunoglobulin superfamily, member 5b
Source: RefSeq, a predicted model, not a curated record
GUACACAACCGUCACACAAGAGGAAAUAGCAGAAGCAUCGUCAAUAGUGUUCCUCCACUAACAGCCUGUGGUGCAGUACCUGUCAGAAAUCCACAAAGUCACACUGCGCUUGGAACAAUGGUUUGACUGUUCUCUGGAAAGUAUGGGCAACCUCAUCCCCUUGAUACUGCUGGCCUGUGUGGCUCAGGUGUUGAAUUCCCAGAUGCAGCUGAAUCCCAGAACCAUCACUUUGCUGCGAGGUGACACGGCCCGGCUGAUCUGCAGCACGGCUGAGCCCUGGCAGGUGAUGGUGUGGAUCCUCAACGGUGGCUCUGUGUUGACCAUCUCAGCCCAGUACGGUAUUCUCUCAAACAACCCCAAUGUGAACGCCAUUAACUGCUCCACCAAUCAGCUCUCCAGCUGGGAAUUUACACUGAAUAGAGUCCAGCGCAGCUACCAGGGACAGGUGACCUGUGACCUUCAAAACAUCCAGAGGCAAACUGCCGAUCUGUUUGUUCAAGAGAGGGGUAAUGUGGCCAUCACAGGGGGGAACGUGACUGUGCUGAAGGGGGAAGAGAUCCUGUUCCAGUGCCUGGCUGUAGGCUGGUACCCAGAGCCUAGUCUGACUUGGCUUGUGAAUGGCAGAGAGGUGGACCAGGGUCAGUACAACAUCAGCACUGAAGGGCCUGUUGAUGUGGAUGGGCUCUACAACCUGACCAGUAACCUCAGCGUCCAGGCAGCAGAGAGCUCUCAUGUGGAGUGCCUAGCCUCUGUCUCUGCCCUACCCACGCCCCAGGCCAGCAGUGUACGUCUGACUGUGGUUGCAGAGGUGGGUGUGGAGAAUGUAUGCGACGACUGCGCUGUUCUAAUCRCAGUAACAGCCUCCGUGUCCGCCGUGCUCCUGCUCCUGCUGCUAAGCAUCUGCAUUGUCCUCUGUUACGUACGGAGAAGAGCAAAAUCAAGCCUACCGGAGGCAAUAAGGAUAGACGAAUCAAAGAGCGGGAGAAGCUCCGUUGCUGAGGCGACCGGGGGGGAGGUCAACCUGGGAUACACCACAGAGGGCCACUCAGACGCUGGCCGCAGUGACCUCAUCGUCACUGGGGAAACCCACAGCCAGAUGAACUCCAUCAGCACUCACAAGAUCCCAGAUGUUGUCUCUUCCAGUAACUUCUCGCUAACCACCAGUCAGAGUAAUGCCCCAACAGACCACUGUGGAGAUGGCUCCAAGACUGUCAGAAGAAUGACUACGGUGUGAUCGUCGUAUGGGGUCCAAACAAGAUAUGCUGGAUUUUUACUGUUACAUUAGUGUAACAUUGCCAAUUAUGCUACACAACAUGCUUUUCAUUAAAUGUAUCACACUUUAUUGUACAUACUGUAGGUAUAUUCACUUGAUGUAAACUUUGUUUUACAUUUUUGUAUUGUCACUGCAUAUUGAGGAUACCUAAUCCCAUGGAAUUAACUCUCAACGCUUCGUUUGUGGGUUUUUGUGUUCACACAGUUUUUGGGAUCACACAGACCAAGGCAUCAGAUGACUGACUCUCUCAAACAUUUUUGUUCUCACUCACAUAUUCUUCCCAGGUUUUAGGAGGAGUUAACAACUAUCCACCGGCUAUAGUAAUAUGGAUUAAGAAACACAAUAGCCUGGACCCCACUGAGUCAUGGGUUCAUCAUUGAUAUCUGUUGUGUAAGCCUAUGUUAAUCCUCCUGUCAACAGUUACAUGGCCAACUCACCAUCAUCACAAUGCUCAGCUAGGUUUCACAUUUUCAUAGGUGACAGGGUUCGGAAAAGAUAAAGCAUGGAACAAUUUUCAGUGAUAUAGUGGCAUGGUUUCAAGACCUCCUUGUAAGUAGACGUUAUCCCGGCAGAUACAUGGGUCUGUAUUGACCAAUCAUCACAAUGGUCAAUGAUGAGGCCUGGGAAGUGAGUGACAGCAGGUGUUCUAGUGGCAUUUUCCUCCAGUUGAGGUGUUAUAGGAUAGGGAUACCUUCCUGUGUUCAUUGAUGGAUGAUGCCAACAUUAAUAAUAUAUGCUAUCCCUUCCUGUGAAAAUGGAUACAAGUGACUUUCAACAAAAAGGAAGACAAAAAUGGCUUUUUAUUACGUGAGAUAUGUAAACUUUCUCUUCAAAAGCUGCCUAUGAUGUAAAAAAAUAAAGCAUGUCCUAUAUUAUA